Scedosporium apiospermum is the source of this 741-nucleotide messenger RNA. RefSeq lists its product as uncharacterized. Bases 1 to 741 code for a protein of 246 amino acids. The transcript has 4 exons. NCBI's taxonomy places the organism in Eukaryota, Fungi, Ascomycota, Sordariomycetes, Microascales, Microascaceae. The record is from RefSeq and is a predicted model, not a curated record.
AUGGGGGGCGAGCCGCAAGAUCUCGACCCUCAAGACGUCGGGCCUCGGAGAGGUCGGAGACGUGGCCUCCUCCCUCCUGAACUUGUGGACUUACUCACACCAGCCUUGAAGGUUGGAGCCCUAGCUGGCGGUGCGGGCGCGGUGACUGGAGUGGCCGCUGGUAUUAUCCGGGAUGCACCUCCAGUCUUGUUCGGACUGGUUUCUAGCAUACAAUGGUUCACCUUAGGUUCAACCUACUGGCUCUCAAGGUCUAUCAUCACUCGAUCUUGGGGAGGUGGCCAGCCGCUGAGCACGACGGACAAGACGAAAGCCAGCGCAUUGGCGGGCGGAACCGCUGGCAUGGUCGGUGGACUAUUACGUGGUCCGCGAAAUAUCGUGCCUGGAGCUAUAGUCUUCACCCUAUUCGGCGCGGCAGGACAGGGCAUUGCAAAUAAGCUAUCCGAAUGGAAGGUGGCCCAGAGAGGAGAGGAGGGCUCGAGCUGGUUGAGAUCCAAGUACAGCCCUCUCAGAAAGCUCACGGACGAGGAAUACGAAUCGUUCAUUGGGGAAAAGAUGCUCAAGAUCGAGGCCGAGAUUGCCUUAAUCGAUGACAAGAUUUCUGAACUGAAAGCGGAGGCCCAGGCUAAGAUAGAGGCUGAGGGCGUCCUCAAUGCCACGCCAUCAUCCCCGGAAGCCUCCAAAGAGGACGUAUCCCCGAAGACUCUGAACCAAAACUCACAGGCGAAGAGCUGGUGGCGGUAA